ACUUUCCUUUGUCGGGUGAGUGAGCGAGUAGCGACUGAGUUGGUUGGUGUAUGCCAUAGUUACUUGUCACUGUCACUCGACGACCGGAGAAGAUAGCGCGCCUCUCCGUCGAUCGACUGCGCAGCUGCUGAGGAUAUCCAGCCUGUUCCGUCGAUCGGCAUGGCCUCUACGAAGCCUCGGAUCAUGGUGCUGCCGUUCCCGGCGCAGGGCCACGUCACCCCGCUGAUGGAGCUGUCGCACCGCCUCGUCCAGCACGGCUUCGAGGUCACCUUCGUGUGCACCGAGCCAAUCCACGCGCUCGUUGUCGACGCCCUGCGACAUGCCACUGGCGGCGGCGGUGGCGAUGCGCUGGACGGGAUCCGCCUGGUCUCCGUACCGGACGGCAUGGCCGAGGGCGACGACCGCAGGGACCUCUGCAAGUUUCUCGACGGGAUCUCGCGGCGCAUACCGGGCUACGUGGAGGAGCUCAUGAGGGAGACGAAUGUGAAGUGGCUCGUCGGCGACGGCAACAUGGGGAUGUGCUUCGAGGCUGCCAAGAAGCUCGGCGUCCGGGUCGCCUGCGUCUGGCCGGCGUCCGCGGCGGGCCUUGGGACGCUGCGCCGGGUUCCCCAGCUGAUUGAGGACGGCUUCUUCGACGACAAGGGCAUCCCGAGACGCCGCGGGGCGUUCGAGGUCGCGCCCAACAUGCCACCGAUGUACACAUCGCACAUGCCGUGGAGCAUCGACGGCGCACCGGAGGGGCAGCAGGUAUCUUUCCGGCUGGUGUCCCGGAACACCCAGGCGACGAGCCUCGCGGAGAUCAUAGUGUGCAACUCGUUCCUCGACGCCGAGACCGCCGCGUUCGAGCUGUUCCCCGACAUAGUGCCCAUCGGCCCGCUGUACGCCGACAGUGAGCUCCGGAAGCCGGUCGGGCAGCUCUUGCCGGAGGAUACGGCGUGCCUGAAGUGGCUCGACUCGCAUCCGGACAGAUCCGUCGUGUACGUGGCGUUCGGCAGUUUCACCAUCUUCGACCCACGGCAGUUCCGUGAGCUCGCCGAGGGGCUAGAGCUCAUCGGCCGGCCGUUCUUGUGGGUGGUGCGCCCGGACUUCACCUCCGGCGGCCUCAGCAAGCUGUGGUUCGACGAGUUCCAGGACCGCGUCUCCGUCAACGGCAUGAUCGUUAGCUGGUGUCCCCAGCAGCAGGUUCUGGCUCAUCGGGCAGUAGCCUGCUUCGUGUCGCACUGCGGUUGGAACUCUACGAUGGAGGGGGUGAGGAACGGCGUGCCAAUCCUAUGCUGGCCGUACUUCGUGGACCAGUUUGCAAACCGGAGCUACAUCUGCGAUAUCUGGAGAACCGGCUUGGCCGUGACUCCCGGUGAAGAUGGCGUCGUAACGAAGGAGGAGGUGACCACCAAAAUGCAGCAGGUCAUGACUGACGAGGGCAUUGCAGAAAGGGCACAAAUUCUUAAGGAUUCAGCUGACAGGAGCCUCAGAGAGGACGGCUCGUCGUGUAAGAAUUUCAAGAGAUUUGUUGAUCUCCUAAGGGAAUGAGCUGAAUUUUGCUUUUUCUUAGCCAGGGUGCUGUCAACCUCUAUGAUUUCUCGUCAGCUUAAGUGAGAACCAACGCUUUAUGUAAGUUUUGUUUAUGUAAGGACUAAAGAUCAAUGUAAAAUAGAAGGAUGUACUUCAUACACUA
Messenger RNA from Lolium perenne, 1675 nucleotides. RefSeq names its product UDP-glycosyltransferase 83A1. Lineage: Eukaryota; Viridiplantae; Streptophyta; Magnoliopsida; Poales; Poaceae. Gene Ontology annotation, molecular function: quercetin 3-O-glucosyltransferase activity; quercetin 7-O-glucosyltransferase activity. The record is from RefSeq and is a predicted model, not a curated record.